Bufo bufo (common toad) is the source of this 2257-nucleotide messenger RNA. RefSeq names its product deoxynucleoside triphosphate triphosphohydrolase SAMHD1-like. The transcript has 16 exons. Gene Ontology annotation, molecular function: dGTPase activity; protein binding. The record is from RefSeq and is a predicted model, not a curated record. Gene Ontology annotation, cellular component: nucleus. The coding region runs from base 46 to 1920 and encodes 624 amino acids. Gene Ontology annotation, biological process: regulation of innate immune response; dGTP catabolic process; defense response to virus. NCBI's taxonomy places the organism in Eukaryota, Metazoa, Chordata, Amphibia, Anura, Bufonidae.
UUCCUGCCCCCGCCCUCAGUCCUGUUCCGCUUCACACCACCAAGAAUGAGCUGCACCAAGCGCGGCCGCUGCGAUGACUCCCCGACGCUGGAGGACCCGUAUGUCACCCCCGAGAAACCGGCGAAGAAGCCGUGCGGGGAGGCGAGCGACAACUACGAGGCGUGGGAGGUGGAGGACGUGUGCCUGUUCUUACAGCAGCAGGGGCUGGGGGAGCUGCAGGACACCUUCAGAGAAAAUCAAGUAACGGGAAAAAAUCUUCCGUACCUCACAGAAGACCAUCUGAAAGAAAUGAACGUCAGUCCUGUAGGAAAAAGAUUGGAUGUGGCCCGUAGUUUACAUCUGCUGUGUCACAGCCACAGUCCCGAGAUGAAGGUCUUCAAUGAUCCCAUACAUGGACAUAUUGAGUUACACCCGUUGUUAGUUCACAUAAUAGACACUCCUCAGUUCCAGCGUCUGCGAUAUAUCAAACAGCUUGGAGGCAGCUACUAUGUGUUCCCAGGAGCCACCCACAAUAGAUUUGAGCACUCCAUUGGUGUUGGUCACCUGGCUGGAUGCCUUGUACGCACCUUACAUGAAAGACAGCCAGAGCUACAAAUAAAUGAACGAGACAUCUUGUGUGUCCAGAUUGCAGGCCUGUGCCAUGACUUGGGACAUGGACCGUUUUCUCAUAUGUUUGAUGGAAGAUUCAUGCCUCUUGCAUGUCCACAGAAGAAUUUCAAGCACGAGACUGCUUCUGUAAAGAUGUUCGACCACCUUAUUGAAUCCAAUCAACUGGAAACCAUAAUGAAAAGAUAUGGCCUCGUCUUGCCUGAAGACUUAAAAUUUAUUAAGGAGCAGAUAGCCGGACCUCUGCCUCCUGAAGAUGACUGUUUCAAUUCUAGUCAGAAUACAUCUUGGCCUUAUGAAGGUCGUCGAGAAGACAAAAUCUUUCUUUAUGAGAUUGUGGCCAACAAACGCAAUGGCAUUGAUGUGGAUAAAUGGGACUACUUUGCCAGGGACUGUCAUCAUCUGGGUAUUCAAAACAACUUUGAUUAUAAGCGAUUUGUCAAGUUUGCGAGAGUUUGUGCUGUUGGGAAAAAGAAACACAUAUGCACCAGAGAGAAGGAGGUUGGAAAUCUGUAUGAUAUGUUCCACACACGCAACUGCCUCCAUCGGCGUGCAUACCAGCAUAAAGUUGGCAACAUCAUUGAGACAAUGAUUACCGAUGCUUUCUUGAAAGCCGAUCCACAUAUAAAGAUUGAAGGAUCAGAUGGGAAGUACUAUACAAUCUCUGGCUCAGUGGAUGACAUGGUUGCCUAUACCAAGCUGACAGAUAAUAUUUUGCACCAGAUUUUAUACUCCAAUGAACCCGAACUGUCCAAAGCCCGAGAUAUACUGCGCAAAGUAGAACGUCGGCAACUCUACAAGUACGUGGGACAGACUCAGCCGAAUGCAGAUAGCGGGAUUAAGCCGGAGGAGUAUGACAAACUACCAGCUGACCUGGCAAAUUCCACCCCACAGUACUGUACAUCAGACAUCAGGCUCAGCCCUGAGGAUUUUAUAGUGGAUGUCAUUCAUAUGGAUUACGGCAUGAAAGAGCAAAAUCCCAUCAACAACAUGCGAUUUUACUGCAAGACUGAUCUGACCAAAGCUAUAAAAAUCACCAAAGAUCAGGUUUCACAGCUUCUCCCAGAGAAGUUUGCAGAGCAGAUCAUCCGUGUCUACUGCAAGAAAACUGAUGAAAAGAGCUUGGAGGUGGCUAAGAGAUAUUUUGUGCAGUGGUGCAUGAACAGGGACUUCUCCAAACCUCAGGACAUUGAUGUUGUAGCCCCAGAUAUGACUCCAUUGAAGCCCAGCUGGGUUGCAAAAGAAGAUGAAAACAGUGAUUCAGAGCACAGAGUUCUCUUGCAGAAAUCCAGGGUCAGGCUGUUCAACAAUUAAGUGCUUUGGUCUUUCAUCUUUACAGUUCUAGCAGCUCAUGGACCCAGUUUGUUUUAAGCUGCUUAUUUACCCUUCAGUAUUGCAGAUAGUUUACAGCAAUUUAUAUGAUGAACCCCAGUCUAAUAAUUCUAUCCAAAUUGAUAUUUCAGUUUCUUGCCAUGUCAUAAGGGGUGUUACCUAACCUUUUUCAUACAGUGUAAAAUAUUUUAAAGAGAAAACCAUGGACAGACUGUUAAACCACUUGAUGGGCAAAUUGCAUGUGUGUCUUUGGCUCUCAGGUUUCACUCAUUCAAGGGUAUCGUACCCCUGUUUAAAGGGCAGCUGUCAGCAAAUUUGU